UAAACUGCCGCUGCUGUGAGCGAGCGAGUGCGUGCGGAGGAAGAUGGCGGCGCUGAUCCUCCCGUCUGACUGGAUAAAAAACUGGGACAAAUCCGGCAAAAAUGAGUUCUUGCUGCUGAAGAGUUCUUAUAUCUGCAAGCGGUUUCGUCAUUUCCUGUCAGUGUCACGCUUCUCUUGUGUGGAUCAUCUUAAAGAGGCAAUGCCUGACUCGUGCCCGGAAUGUGCCAUAAUGCCACCCGCUGUGCGUCGAUCGCAUCUGUCAGAUCUGCAGACAGCCCUGUAUGAGCUCUGCUGGCAUGUUAUCCAGGGCAAUCUGAAGGUGGAUGUGGCUGCCAGUCUCCUGGCUGAUGUAAUGGAGCUGCGGGACGAUAUGCCUUCUAUUUUAGCUGAUGUUUUCUGUAUAUUAGGUAAGUCCCGCCGUAUCUCUUGAAACCUACACAAAACAUAUCAUUUUACCCAGCUGGUUGGAGCCUGUUUGAUCUGUGUUCCUGAUGGUAUGCUGAAGGAGAGAUUAGAUCCUGAAACGCUGGAGUCUCUGGGACUGAUCAAACAGGCUCAGCAGUUCAACCAGAAGAUUGUCAAAAUCAAGACCAAACUAUUUUACAAACAGCAGAAGUUCAAUUUGUUGCGCGAGGAGAAUGAAGGUUACGCUAAGCUGAUCACAGAGCUUGGGCAGGAUCUGUCCAGGAAUCUCACCAGCCACGUCGUCCUUGAGAACAUCAAGUCAUUAAUAGGAUGUUUCAAUCUGGACCCAAACCGUGUGCUGGACAUCAUCUUAGAGGUGUACGAGUGUCGCUCUGAUCAGGAUGAGUUCUUCAUCCCUCUUAUCAAGUCCUACAUGUGCGAGCACCAGACCCUCUGCCACAUGCUGGGCUUCAAGUUCAAGUUCCACCAGGAGCCUAACGGAGAAACGCCAUCAUCUCUGUACCACAUCGCUGCAGCUCUUCUUCAACACAAUCUCAUCGCUCUUGAAGACCUCUACGUUCAUCUCCUCCCGCUGGAUUCCAGCAUCGUGGAAGAGCACAAGAGAGCGAUCCUGGAGGCCAAGCAGAUCGCCCGCAAACUCACCAUGGUGCUCGUCCCCUCUGAAAAGACGGAGGACAAGGAGAAAGAAAAGGAGAAGGAAGAGGAGAAGAAUGAGAAGCCUCCUGAUAACCAGAAGCUGGGGCUGCUGGAGGCGCUGCUGAGGAUCGGUGACUGGCAGCACGCUCGGAGCAUCAUGGAUCAGAUGCCAGCUUUCUAUGCCACCUCCCACAAGGCCAUCGCCAUCGCACUGUGCCAGCUGCUGCACCUGAUCAUGGAACCGCUUUACCGCAGGGCUGCAGUCCCCAAAGGUGCCAAAGGCAGAUUGAUGAUGCCUCUGUGGAACAAACAGGCACCGCGGCCGGCCGAAAGCUUUGAUGAUCUCUCCAGGGACGUCUUCACCAUGCUGUGCUACUUGGGCCCUCACCUGUCCCACGACCCCAUCCUGUUUGCCAAGAUCGUGCGACUGGGCAAGAGUUUCAUGAAAGAGUACCAAAGUGAAAGCAGGCAAGACACAAAGGACAAAAUGGACUCUCUGCUGAGCUGUUUUCUCAGUAUUGCUGAUCAGGUGCUGUUGCCGUCUCUCUCUCUCAUGGAGUGCAACGCCUGCAUGUCUGAAGAGAUCUGGGGCUUCUUUAAACUCUUCCCCUACCAGUACAGGUAUCGUCUCUAUGGGCAGUGGAAGAAUGAGACGUAUGGCAAUCAUCCACUCCUGGUGAAGAUCAAGGCUCAGACGGUAGACAGAGCCAAAUACAUCAUGAAGCGACUGACUAAGGAGAACGUGAAGCCCUCAGGAAGGCAGAUCGGAAAGUUAAGCCACAGUAACCCCACCAUUCUCUUUGAUUAUGUGACGAGACGUGGUGUGUUUGAGCCCUUGACCGUGUGGGCAGAUUGCAUUAUUGAAGCUUUAGCCAACCCAGAGAAAGAGAAGAUGAAACACGACGACACCACCAUUUCAUCAUGGCUGCAGAGUCUCGCUAGUCUUUGCGGAGCGGUUUUCAGGAAAUAUCCCAUCGAGUUAGCUGGUCUUCUGCAGUAUGUGACCAACCAGCUGAAAGCAGGCAAGAGUUUUGACCUGCUGAUCCUGAAGGAGGUGGUGCAGAAGAUGGCCGGAAUUGAGAUCACAGAUGAAAUGACUGUGGAGCAGCUGGAGGCCAUGACAGGCGGAGAACAGCUCAAAGCGGAGGGUGGCUACUUUGGACAGAUCAGGAACACUAAGAAGUCGUCUCAGCGUCUGAAGGAUGCUCUUCUGGACCACGAGCUGGCAUUACCGCUGUGUCUCCUGAUGGCCCAGCAGAGGAACGGUGUGGUCUUCUCUGAGGGGGGGGAGAAGCAUCUCAAACUCGUGGGGAAGCUUUAUGAUCAGUGUCACGACACUCUUGUACAGUUUGGUGGCUUCUUGGCGUCUAACCUCAGCACAGAAGACUACAUCAAAAGGGUGCCGUCAGUCGAUGUCCUCUGCAACCAGUUCCACACGCCACACGAUGCUGCUUUCUUCCUGUCUCGGCCCAUGUAUGCCCAUCAGAUUCUGUCCAAGUAUGACGAAUUGAAGAAGGCAGAGAAGGGCAACAGGCAGCAGCAGAAGGUCCAUAAGUACAUCGCAGCCUGCGAGCAGAUCAUGGCUCCUGUGCACGAGGCUGUCGUGUCUCUUCACUUGCCCAAAGUGUGGGAUGACCUUCGACCUCAGUUCUACGCCACCUUCUGGUCCCUCACCAUGUACGACCUGGCGGUACCACACAACGCCUACGACCGCGAGGUCAACAAGCUGAAGAUGCAGAUCAAGGCUAUCGAUGAAAACGCGGAGAUGCCUCUGAACAAAAAGAAGAAAGAGAAGGAACGCUGCACAGCGCUGCAGGACAAGCUGCAGGAAGAGGAGAAGAAACAGCUGGAGCAUGUGCAGAGAGUCCUGCACCGUCUCAAACUGGAGAAAGACAACUGGUUACUCGCCAAAUCCACUAAGAAUGAAACCAUCACUAAGUUCCUGCAGCUCUGCAUCUUCCCCCGCUGCGUCUUCUCAGCCAUUGAUGCCAUUUACUGCGCUCGCUUCGUGGAGCUGGUGCACCAGCAGAAGACGCCCAACUUCUGCACCCUGCUCUGCUACGACCGAGUGUUCUCUGAUAUCAUCUACACGGUAGCAAGCUGCACAGAGAACGAGUCGCGCCGCUACGGCCGCUUUCUGUGCUGCAUGCUGGAGACUGUGACUCGAUGGCACAGCGACCGAGCCAUCUAUGAGAAGGAAUGUGGCAAUUAUCCUGGGUUCCUGACUAUUUUCCGAGCCAGUGGUUUCGACGGAGGGAACAAAGCAGAUCAGCUGGACUAUGAGAAUUUCCGGCAUGUUGUUCACAAAUGGCAUUACAAGUUGACUAAAGCGUCAGUUCACUGUCUGGAGACGGGCGAGUACACCCACAUCCGCAACAUCCUGAUCGUGCUCACCAAGAUCCUACCCUGGUACCCCAAGGUGCUGAACCUGGGCCAGGCUCUGGAGUGCCGCGUUCACAAGAUCUGCCAGGAAGAGAAAGAGAAGAGGCCCGAUCUCUAUGCGUUAGCCAUGGGCUAUUCUGGCCAAUUGAAAGGCAGGAAAGUGCACAUGGUGCCAGAAAAUGAGUUCCACCAAAAGGAGCAGCCAGUGCGCAGCGCCACGCCUGGCACUCUGCAGAAUGGACCGGGCAACACGGGCAAGCCUGCCAGCGCUGGCAAAGCCGAGGAGGGCGCCGUCGAGGACUCAGAUAAAUCCAAGGACAAAUCUCAGGCGGCUCAGAAAACUGCCAGCAAAAACAGCACCGCAGCCAAUAAAGUGAGCAGCAGCAACGGAAGCAGCACGCCGAACAGCACUAAAGGGAGCAAAGAGAAGGAAGAUAAAGAGAAGACCACAAAGGAGAAAAAGGAGAAGAAAGAAAAGAACCCAGGAAGCACUCCAGAGGCCAAGGCAGGAGGGAAGGACAAACAGAAGGAGGAGAAACCCACUGAGAGCAAGGAGAAGACGCCCAAGGCUGACAAGGACAAGAGGAAGGAUGACAAGAAGGAAGAGAAGAGCAAGAUUGAUGGGAAAUCCGCCGAAAAAGAGUGGUCCAAGGAGCGCGACGUGUCCAACGACAGCAAGACUAAGGAAGGCAGCAAAGUGGAGAAGAACGCUGGGGCCGGAAGCAUGAAGUCCCUCGUGCCCAGAUCCGAAGGAGUCGAGUCUGAACGGGCAGAGCAAAAAAGACGAAAGCUUGACACGCACUCGUCACCGUCGCACUCCUCUGCAGUUAAGGACAAUCUCAACGACUUCAAGGACUCAGCUUCAAAGCACCAUCCUAACCACAGCACAGUCCUGCCCAAGAGCAAAGAGAAGGACGACGAGAAGAAAGAGUCUGACAAAUCCAGGGACCGUUCCAAAGAGAGGGAGAAGAAAGAAGACCGGAAGGACCGGAAACGAGUAAGUGGCUCCGUCCCUGACGCUGUUAAAGGAUUUGGACACUUGGACUACUCAAACAGUGACCGCGAGAUGAGCCAGGAAGCCAAGCGCCGCAAAGAUGAAAAUGGAAUGAGCUCCUCCAAACACAGCAAGAGCGCCAGCCCCUCCGAAUCGCCCCACUCCAACGACAAGGACAACAGCAAACGCUCCAAAUCCACCAGCAAGGACAAGAGUGAUUUGGCCAAACCGGAGAAGACCUCUGGAGGCAAAAAGGAGUCCAGGCACGACAAAGAGAAAUCCGAAAAGAAGAGAGACAGCACUGGCGCUAAAGAAGAGAAGAAACAUCAUAAAUCAUCAGAAAAGCACAGAUAAUCCAUGCUGACUCUCGAGAAGUUUUCCUGAGUGGCACUGGCUGCAGUAGUUCCUGCAGGAUUCAUCAGCCCAGCUUUCUCAUCCAUGUCAGCAUCUUAAUUCACCGUCUGGAAAGAGGACUCCCUCGCACACUUAGGAAUCUUGCCUGCAUCCAAACUCCUGUUGUUUUGCCUAGAAAAGUUGUCGCUUGUAUUUUAAUCUGCCAUUUUUAUUGUGAUAUUUUCAGUGCUUCACUGAAAGUUUGUUUCCUUUAAUAUUUAGCACAAUGUGCUGCUUGCAUCACAAACAGAUUCAGGUUGAAUUGGUGUCGCUCUCAAAUGCUUGCGUUUUUAUGACCUCGCGUAUUACUUUCUUUUCUGUUUUUUCUUUUUUUUUUUU
This is a messenger RNA of Sinocyclocheilus grahami, 5170 nucleotides long. It is a transcript of the gene thoc2, whose product is annotated as THO complex 2. Lineage: Eukaryota; Metazoa; Chordata; Actinopteri; Cypriniformes; Cyprinidae. Gene Ontology annotation, cellular component: THO complex part of transcription export complex. The transcript has 38 exons. Gene Ontology annotation, molecular function: mRNA binding. The record is from RefSeq and is a predicted model, not a curated record. Gene Ontology annotation, biological process: mRNA export from nucleus; mRNA processing.